CUCCAAGCAAUAAAAACCAGACGUUGUUCAAGAAUAUGUCUGUCGACCUAACACCUUCUUCAUGACACUUCCACUGCGUCUAAGAAUCGGACAGCCUACCGUCCCUGCCCUUCCCAAUUCACUCACGUUCGACGGAAAGACUGCACUCGUUACCGGUGCUAAUAGUGGACUGGGUCUUGCCACAUGCCUCCGUCUCCUGCAACAUCGUCUCCCUCGGCUCAUAAUCGGUGUCAGAAGCAGAGACAAAGGCGGAGCCACUAAGGCACAGCUUCUCGCUGACCCAUUAGUUGCAGCGUUGGAACAUCGGCCAGAUAUCCUCAUCUACGAGCUGGACCUCGCGUCGCAGAAGUCUGUAGUCGAAUUCGGAGAGGCCAUUCGGAGAGAUAUACCCAAAUUGGACCUUGCCGUCCUCAACGCGGGCGUAUAUCUCUUCGAAUUGAAGUUAUCACCCGAGACGCGUCGUGAGCUGACUUUCCAAGUCAACUACGUUUCCAAUGCGCUCCUCGCAAUCGCGCUCCUCCCCCUCCUCAAAUCAUCGUCCGUCCAAUCAGAUACGCCUUCUCGUCUAUCCAUCGUCGGAUCAGAGAUGGCGACAAUCGUAAAGCCUAUGAAGAUCCCUGUCCAGUCUGCGGUAUUCGACUUCAUGGCUAGUAACGAGAAUUACGACUCCAGUAAUCGAUACGCGCAAUCCAAGCUCUUCGUGGAUAUGUUCGUUCAGCAGCUAUCCAAACGCGUGGACCAUAAGCAGGUGAUCGUUAACUGCAUGUGUCCAGGGGUAGUCAUGACGAGACUUGCGAGGGAAUCACCAUGGUACUUGAAACCUUUUAUGAGCGUAUUCUAUGUUAUGAAAGGCGGAAGGACACCAGAAGUCGGGGCCAGGCUAGUCGUCAAGGCGUUAGCAGCCAGUCCCCAGAGCCACGGAAAGUUCAUGGCGAACGAUAAAGUGACACAGUGAGUUUAGUGCACUAUUAGAGAUAAUCGAUAACCGGCUAAUAAGACGUCCAGAGUUCCUCUCAUGGAAACUGAGGAUGGCUUUCAUAUUGAAGCGAAGCUAUGGAAGGAAACCUUUGACGUUGCCGAAAAGAUUAUACCGGGAAGUACCUAUCCUUUGUCGAAAUAGAGGAUCGUAGUCGAAAUAUCAUGCAUUUCAUUUAGCUAGAAAAGCCAUAGUAGUUAUCGGCGGCGGUGAAUGUAAUUUUGGCUUCGCAUCAGCUUGAGGGUGUUGGA
Desarmillaria tabescens is the source of this 1227-nucleotide messenger RNA. Its product is annotated as NAD-P-binding protein. Lineage: Eukaryota; Fungi; Basidiomycota; Agaricomycetes; Agaricales; Physalacriaceae. The transcript has a single exon. Bases 62 to 955 code for a protein of 297 amino acids. The record is from RefSeq and is a predicted model, not a curated record.